Messenger RNA from Chiloscyllium plagiosum (whitespotted bambooshark), 4174 nucleotides. Its product is annotated as P-selectin-like. Gene Ontology annotation, cellular component: membrane. Gene Ontology annotation, biological process: cell adhesion. The record is from RefSeq and is a predicted model, not a curated record. Lineage: Eukaryota; Metazoa; Chordata; Chondrichthyes; Orectolobiformes; Hemiscylliidae.
UUUAUGUUCCUGCUGUUAUGCACAGAAGUUGGCAACGCCAAAGCUAGAGCUGCGACAAAGAAUUGCAUCUAAGAAUUCUCUUGUAUAAUAAAGAUGGUAUCUCAUGAUUACAUGAUCUGUAUAUCCACACGAUGGCCAAAUUUAAAAGGCAAUGUAUUCAGAUUGUUAGCACUAGUUGUAUUGAUCUGUGAAAUUCUGAUGUUAGAAGGAGUAAAUGGCUGGAUAUACCAUUAUUCCAAUAGAACCAUGAAAUGGAAUGCUGCGAGGAAAUACUGUCGAGAGCGGUACACCGAUAUGGUCGCGAUACAGAAUAUGGAGGAAAACCAGUACCUGAAUGAAUAUUUGCCAAAAGGACAAACCCACGUCUGGAUUGGCUUGAGGAAAGUAAACAAUAUCUGGACUUGGAUCGGAACAAAUAGGACCUUAGAAACAUUUGCUAUGAACUGGGCUCCUAAUGAACCUAAUAAUGGAAAGAAUAAUGAAGAUUGUGUGGAAAUGUAUAUAAAGAGAACUCUGUAUGCUGGAAAAUGGAAUGAUGAACCCUGCCUUCGAAGGAAAAGGCCACUCUGUUACCAAGCUUCGUGCAAACUGGAUUCUUGCAGUGGUCAUGGAGAAUGUGUGGAAACUAUUGGUUAUUUUAAGUGUAAGUGCAAUGAAGGCUUCUAUGGAGUCAACUGUGAAAAGGUUAUUAAGUGUAUUGACCUGGAGGCACCAGAUCGAAGCUUUAUGAGCUGUUUCCACUCUUACGGAAAUUUCAGCUACGACUCAAUAUGCAAUUUCAGUUGUGUAGAAGGAUAUGAAAUAAGUACAACACAGAGGCUUCAAUGUACAGCUUCAGCAGUUUGGUCUGCGCCUGUUCCAGAGUGCAAAGUUAAGAAAUGCAGAUGGUUGGAGGUUCCGCGUAAAGAUACUCUAAACUGCUCCCAUCCACUUGCCGAUUUCAGUUACAACUCAACCUGCACCUUUAGCUGUAGGGAGGGGUAUGUACUGAAUGGAUUAGACACACUCCAAUGUCUAGCUUCUGGUCAAUGGUCAGGGCGGAUCCCCAACUGCAAAGUCCAAGUAUGUGAAACCUUGACAGCCCCUGACUAUGGCAAUAUGAGUUGUAUCCAUCCCAUUGCAGACUUUCAUUACAACUCAACAUGCAACUUUAGCUGUAGCAAAGGAUUUGCAUUAAGUGGACAGAGCAGGAUCCAAUGUAGAAUUUCUGGAGAAUGGACACCGCAAAAGCCAACAUGUGAAGCUGUGAAAUGCAGUGAACUGAAGACACCUCAGAACCUCCUGGUGAACUGUUCUGACCCAUUUAGACCUUUCAGUUACAGCUCAAAAUGUGAUUUUGGCUGCGCAACUGGAUUAAUCUUACAGGGAUCAGAUAGCCUGCAGUGUGAAGCUUCUGGACAAUGGACAGCAGAGAUACCCACUUGCAAAGCUGUUCCCUGUAGUUUACUGACGAUUCCUAAACAAGGUACUAUGAACUGCAAAAGCCCCUUUGAAGACUUCAGUUACGGCUCUACAUGUGUGUUCGGUUGCACUGAGGGGUUUGUACUGCAGGGAUCAAGCAAUCUUUGGUGUCAAGCCUCGGGGCUAUGGACAGCUCAGGUCCCCAGCUGUGAAGCUGUAAACUGCACAAGUCUGAAGGAUCCUGAGAGAGGGACCAUGAACUGCUCCCAUCCCUUUGGACUCUUCAGUUACAAUGCUACAUGUGACUUCAACUGUGAAGAGGGGUUUAUAAUAAAUGGAUCAGGCAGUGUUCAGUGUGGAGCUACUGGACAAUGGACAACAGAGACACCCUCCUGUGAAGUUUCAAAAUGCAAGUUACUGACACAGCCUGAAUAUGGGGUGAUGAACUGCUCCCAUCCCAUUGGGGAAUUUAGCUACAUCUCAACAUGUCAGUUUUGGUGUUCUGAGGGAUUCUUGUUAUCUGGAACAAACUGGCUCGAAUGUGACGCAUCUGGACAAUGGACAGCAAAGACUCCAACAUGCAAAGCCAUGAAGUGCAACGUGCUGAAGAGUCCAGACAGAGGAACAUAUAACUGCUCCCAUCCAAUUGGAGACUUCAGUUACAGAUCAUCGUGUGACUUCUCCUGCGCUGAAGGAUUUACAUUGAUAGGAUCAGAGAGAGUGGAGUGUGGAGCUUCUGGACAAUGGACAGCACAGAUUCCCAUGUGUAAAGUUGUAACCUGUCAGACACUGACUCAGCCUGAACAAGGGACAAUGAACUGCUAUCAUCCCUUUGGAAAUUUCAGUUACAACUCAGUCUGUGACUUUAACUGUACAGAAGGUUAUGUACUACAAUGGUCUGACAAGCUUCAAUGUCAAGCCAAUGGACUGUGGACAAAGGAGAUUCCAACCUGUAAAGCUAUAAACUGUCAGACACUGUCUCCUCCUGAACAAGGGACAAUAAACUGUUCUCAUCCCAUUGAAGAAUUCAGUUACAAGUCAACAUGUGAUUUUAACUGUGAUGAAGGAUUUGUGCUGAAUGGUCGAGACAAGCUCCAGUGUCAGGCCAGUGGACAAUGGACGGCAGACACUCCCUUAUGUAAAGCUGUAACCUGUCAGACACUGACACUGCCCGAACGAGGAACAAUGAGAUGCUCCCAUCCCAUCAGAGACUUUAGUUACAAUUCAACAUGUGAUUUUAACUGUGAUGAAGGGUUUAUACUGAAUAGCUCAGGCAGACUUCAGUGUCAAGCCAGUGGACAGUGGACAGCACACACUCCCACCUGCAAAGCUGUAACCUGUCAGACACUGACACUGCCCGAACGAGGAACAAUGAGAUGCUCCCAUCCCAUUGGAAACUUUAGUUAUGAUUCAACAUGUGAUUUUAACUGUGAUGAAGGGUUUAUACUGAACGGCUCAGGCAGACUUCAAUGUCAAGCCAGUGGACAGUGGACAGCACACAGUCCCACCUGCAAAGCUGUAACCUGCCAGACACUGACGCAGCCUGAACAAGGAGCAUUGAACUGCUCCCAUCGCAUCGGAAAUUUUAGUUAUAACUCAAUAUGUGAUUUUAGCUGCAAUAAGGGAUUUGUACUGCAUGGGUCAAAACGUAUUCAGUGUCAAGCCAAUAAAGAGUGGACAGCACAGAUCCCUAACUGUAAAGCUGUAAGAUGCAACAUACCGAAGAGUCUAAAGCAUGGUAGCAUGAGCUGCUCCCAUCCGAAUGGAGCGUUUAGUUACAACUCAGUGUGUGACCUUGGCUGUGCAAAGGGGUUCUAUUUGAAGGGAAGGAACCAGCUGGAAUGUACAGCCUUAGGGCAGUGGACAAAUGAGAUGCCAAAUUGUGAAGUGGUGAAGUGUCAGGAACUGAAUGUUGAUCAUCCGACAAUCAUGAACUGUUCAUAUCAUCUUGGAAAUUUCAGCUAUGGCUCAAUAUGUGACUUUGACUGUGCUGAAGACUUUAAAUUGGAAGGAUCUGUGAGACUCCAGUGCAAUGAAUCUGGACAAUGGACAGACGAGGCUCCCCAUUGUAACGUGCUUUUAGGGCUACCUCCUUCAUCGAAUGCUCUGACUUAUGUCAGCACAGUUGCAGCAGUUGCUGUACUUGCUGGUAUCCUUGCUAUGAUUGUGACAUUGAUUAGAAGAAAACUGAAAACAAAAGCAUAUGAUACAACAAAGCUCAAUUCUGACAGUACUGAAGGCUUAGAAGGUAUGUUUGAGAAUCCAGUGUUCGACAAUUCUCCUGAAGGAUCCAUUGAAUAGGACAAGUGCCUUUGGUACAAACGCACAAAGGAAAAAAAGACGUCUGACAAAUGAUUGGUGUUGUUCCACAUCAAGCAUGCUUCCUUCAUUGUCUCCAAGGAUAAUGCACUUUUCUCCAGCAAUAAAGCCUCAAUGAACCAACUUCCUCCUCUAGUUGUCUCAAGCAACUGAAUAACUAGCUACAUUUACAUCAAUCUGCCUAAUUUGAGAUUAAGACCAAAAAUGCAACAUCUUCACAUUCUGUUGGAUCCUGCACUCUGCUCUCUCCCUUAUAUCUGACCGCUUUCCUUUACUUCUGUAACAUCCCAUCAUUCCUGUUGAAAUCCUAAUCUGAUACACCAAUUAUUUACGAACCACCUUUUAUCCUUGAGCUACAAUUUAUUAGCAGAGAUGUUACUCACAGUAGUCCACAUCCUCAUUACUCCUAUCUUUGUUAAGAUCCACUGAUGUUUUAUUGUUCCCGGGAAUCAAU